Molecule: messenger RNA, 2442 nt
Organism: Oncorhynchus gorbuscha (pink salmon)
Lineage: Eukaryota; Metazoa; Chordata; Actinopteri; Salmoniformes; Salmonidae
Product: opioid growth factor receptor-like protein 1
Exons: 7
Coding region: 146-1291 (381 amino acids)
Cellular component (GO): membrane
Molecular function (GO): opioid growth factor receptor activity
Source: RefSeq, a predicted model, not a curated record
AUGUACUAGCAAGUCUGGAUCGGAAUUUUCCUCAGCCUGCCAUUUAAACGCCACACAUUAACCGUGGCGCAGCAGGCCGACUGCACGGCAAAAUAUGUAGGCUAGAAGGACACAGAGGACGGCGCGACUCGGUGUAGGCGGGUAAAUGGGAAAUCUGAUGGGCAGUUUGCGCUACAAGGAGCCGAGAACUGUGGAGGAAUGCGACUCGACAUGGGAGUCAGACUCGGAAAGCGACGAGCAGCCGGGUGAUGAGGACAGCGGGAUAUCGGAGUGUGUCAGCCGGUUUGAGACAGGGAGAUGCGGCGAACAGGCGAACAUGUCCCCGAAGCCCUCUGACUCUAAGUCCAGCACCAAGAUGAAGAGGAGUUUUUAUGCUGCAAAGGAUCUUUACAAAUAUCGCCACAGCUACCCGAACUACAAGGCGCCCCGGCUACCUAAUGACUACCACAACCUCCGCUUCUACCUGAACAAGAUCCCUCUAAUACCAGACGGUAUCUUCAUUGAGGAGAUCCUGACCAAAUGGAGAGGCAAUUAUGACAAACUGGAGCACAAUCACACCUACAUACAGUGGCUUUUCCCUCUGAGGGAGCAAGGGCUCAACUUCUAUGCUCAAGAACUCACUCAGGAGGAGAUCAAGGAAUUCCAAAGCACUCGGGAGGCCAAGCGGCGAUUUCUGCUGGCGUACACACUCAUGCUGGAUUUUUACGGGAUCAAACUCCUGGAUAAAAGUGGGAAUGUCGCCCGAGCUUCCAACUGGCAAGAACGCUUUCAGCACCUCAAUGAGUCCCAGCAUAACUAUCUGCGGAUCACACGCAUCCUCAAGUCUCUGGGUGAGCUGGGCUUUGAGGCCUUCAAGGCCCCCCUGGUGCGUCUCCUGCUGGACGAGGCUCUGUGCCGGGGCACCCUGCCCAACAUGCUGCACAGCACCCUAGAGUAUUACGUCUACACCAUCCGCCUCCGCUCCCACCGCCGCAGCCUGCUCCGGUACGCCCGCCAGCACUACCAGCCGGCCAACACCUUCCUCUGGGGGCCCCCGGCCAGGAGAAGAGGAGCUGAGGCAGGGCCAGGAGGCAGGGUGGCAGAACCCACCCCAGAGAGGGAAAGGAGAGGAGGAGACCCCCAUAGGGCUUGUAGUCCACUUCCGAAGAAGGACUCAGUGGGAGGUGGUCGUGGGGGAGGAGAUGGGAAGGGAACCAAGGGCUAUACCGUCUCCACCAAAACCCUCCAGGAGGGGGUGAUGGAGAGGGGUAGGGGGGACAGGGGCAAGUACAUUGAGACUGUUCCACUGUAGGGAGAAUAGUUUAGGGAAGAAGUGGUGUAUGUGUGUCUUGAUGGAUUGGUGGGCGGUUUGGGGGGUUAUUGUAGCAAUACUGGCCAAUGCCAUGUUUUUAUGAACUGAAAAGUCGUAGCUAAGUUGUAGUAGCUAAGUUUAGUAUGCAGCACAAUCUUUAACGUUAAACUACUCUUGCAAUGUUUUCUCUCUUGUCACAAUGUCAUUCUUCCUUUUGUGUAGAUUGACUGCACUUGGUAAUCCACUAAUUGUACAGAACCUUCUAGCCAAGCAGAUCACAUGUAGGGCUUAGCAUACAACAAGCAGCCUGAUCGAUUGGAAGUAUGAAACAAAUAAUCUGAUAGGAUAUGAACAACUGCUUGAAAAGGCAGCUGCUGUUUGGAACCUUGCACCUUUGACAAUCUGUCUUCCUAUAUGAAAUAGCUCUGUUACUUCCUGAGCUGAUCUUUCUGUUGACUGCUGAGCCUGGCGAUGACGGUGAAACUUUGGGUGGCGGAAUCCCAUCUUCCUACACAAAGCCUUUCUGUAGCUUUCCGAGCAGCCAAGCUAGUCAGACGCACAGGCUCAUAUGAGCUUUUCAGGUAUACUGUAAUGUGAUUGAUAAUAUGGGCUCAAGUAUUAACACUGUAGCUAUCAGUGUGUCGAGACUGUAGUGUGUGUGUGUGUGCUAGGCAAUUUGUGUACUACUAUCUGAAGUGCCUCUUUUUCUAUUCAUCUUUUACUGGUUGAUUGUGUGCCAUUAGGGAUGUGUGUGUACUUACCAGUGUUUGUGUUAAAGGGUGUUUUCAGGUAUGAAUGUGGUUAGCUGAUGGGUGUUAGCAAAAAGGUAGGAUUUGUUUUCACAAGGACAGAACGUGACCAUUUCAGUGUACCGGUAUUCUUAUAAACACGCAAAUAACUUGGCGGCAGCUUGACAUAGCUCUUUUUUUGAAUGGCACACAAUUCACAUGAUUCACAGUAACGGGUGACAAUAGCACCUGGCACUUGGGUCCUGAAUCCUGGACCAAUCUAUUGGGGACGUGCAAGACUUUAAUUGGAUCCGAAUCCAGGAUGGUGAUAUGCCUGUUUUUUUUUUUAUUGGGAAAAGAAAAUGCAUAACUGUUGAGUGUAUGUAGAUACAAAUAAGCAUUUAUAUUAAAGCCUAUACACAA